This is a messenger RNA of Sinocyclocheilus grahami, 498 nucleotides long. Its product is annotated as stonustoxin subunit beta-like. The record is from RefSeq and is a predicted model, not a curated record. The annotation marks the transcript as partial. Gene Ontology annotation, molecular function: protein binding. Lineage: Eukaryota; Metazoa; Chordata; Actinopteri; Cypriniformes; Cyprinidae. The transcript is spliced from 2 exons.
CCAAACACAGCACACACUCAACUCAUUCUGUCUGAGGAGAACAGAAAGGUGACAGGUGUUGGAGAGAAACAGUCGUAUCCUGAUCAUCCAGACAGAUUUGAUUGUGUGUUUCAGGUGUUGUGUAGAGAAAGUGUGUGUGGACGCUGUUACUGGGAGAUUGAGUGGAGUGGAGAUGUGUGUAUAUCAGUGUCAUAUAAGAGCAUCAGCAGGAAGGGACGGGGCGAUGAGUGUUGGUUUGGAUAUAAUGAUCAGUCCUGGAGUUUGUUCUGCUCUUCCUACAGUUACUCAUUCAGACACAAUAACAAACACACUGCUCUCCCUGUGAAGCCCAUCAACAGCAGCAGAACAGGAGUGUUUGUGGAUCACAGUGCAGGAACUCUGUCCUUCUACAGCGUCUCUGACACAAUGAGCCUCAUCCACACAGUACAGACCACAUUCACUCAGCCCCUCUAUCCUGGGGUUUAUGUUUUUAUUGGAUCAACAGUGAAACUGAUUUGA